This is a messenger RNA of Fomitopsis serialis, 2423 nucleotides long. RefSeq lists its product as uncharacterized. The record is from RefSeq and is a predicted model, not a curated record. The coding region runs from base 99 to 2312 and encodes 737 amino acids. NCBI's taxonomy places the organism in Eukaryota, Fungi, Basidiomycota, Agaricomycetes, Polyporales, Fomitopsidaceae. The transcript has a single exon.
AGCAGGAAGGCUCGCAAAAUACAGGUACGCCCUUACUGGACGUACUCAACUCGCCUCCGCCUGUGUCAGUGCCCGCGCCAGCGUGCGUGUCGACGAACAUGGAGUUCGUCGUGCGCACUACGGACCAUGAAGAUGGCACCUCCGCCCCCAGGGACGACUGCGAAGUCGUACCCAAUGUCCCGCACGGCAGUGCAUCCGUGCUGCGGGACGACCUCGCGGUCGUCCCACUCAUCUCGCAAUACGACAUGGCGGACGUGCAGUACUGCACGUCCGACGUGCCUCACCAUCCCACGACCGGAUGUCGAGUAGCGGGUACGCCCCAGAUGGACGUACCCACCUCGACACUUCAUCCCUUGCCCGCGCCCAUACCAACAAGCGUAGCGACGAACGUGAAGUUCGUCGUACGCAUGGCUGGCCAAGAGGACGGCAUGUUCACGCUGCCGGACGACCUAUUGGUCGUGCUUUCCGAUACGCAAGGCCGCGCGCCAGUAUUAGAGGACGACCGCGAGGUCGUACAUUUCAAUGCGCAAGGCGGCACGAUGGAUCAGCAGCGAUGCAGGUCCGAGAUGCCCCAUCCAGCGUCGACCGUCCGUUGUGCAGCGCGUACGUCUAGCCUGCCGCUAGACGUACACGGGGCUUAUGACCACCCCUCGUCGAUUGCCCCUGACUUCUUGUCUGGCAGCUAUAUCGCUCGUCCACCCGCAACGCAACACGGCCUGCACGUCCUCACGGAAGUGCAGGGCCCUGACUGGCCCAGUGCAGCUGAACCUCCUUUGGUUCAGCUGGCAGAGUCGUGGGUUCACCUCGACGACAGAUCCAGCAGCCCCCAAUCGCGCGCGGCCGCAUUCCGGGAAGAAUUGUACUCCCAACCGGAAGUGCGAGCCCCCGGUAGCGUCAAGACAGCUGAACACCUCGCUGUUCAACUGACAGGCCCGCAAUACGACCUUGACCUGCUCGACGAAGUGUUGGACCUCAAUCCCGACUUGUUGAGCAGUCACCACCGUCUUCGCGACCCCGGCGCCUCUGCGAGUGCGCAGCCCGACGCUUGCGUAGCCCCAACGAACACGCGAGUUCGGGAUUGCGAGGCGACUACUGCACUACCGACAGUGCAGCAGCCGGCGCUUACGGACUCCGACCGACCAGAACGGCUGUCCGACCGUCAACCCGACGAGAACUUCACAGUUCUCAUCGAGGGUUCGAUCCUAGGGACCCCUACCAAACUCCCCAUCACCUCCUUCGCGGCCCCCGACAUCGGUGGCGACUACGAGAGGCGUCACGAGUCGGAGCUCGUGCACGCACCCCGAAGAUCGAGUGCAGGACGGACGGAGGAUCAGGGCGGGGUCGAGGUGGAGGUGGAGGAGAUUGCAGAGGCAGGAGAGGCAGAGGAGGAAGGUCAGACAGAAGGAAGAGAGGGGGAAGGGCACGGCGUAGGCAAGGAAGACAAGCUUCCGUGCUCGGAAGACAAAAGUACGCCCGUACUGGACGUACCUCCCCCGCUUAUAUCGCCACCCCUUACACCGUCAUCACCACUAUCGACGGCCACGACAACCACACUGGUUGUCGUGGCAAUCACCGUGCACAAUGGUGGUACGGGCAGACCACGGGGCGACCUACAGGUUGCUCCCGGCACGGCUAGGCAUUGCGGUACGAUCGGCGAGCGAGUCUGCUCGUCCGAUGUAUCCGACAUCUUCACAGCUCACGCGCAGACGACGAGUUCCUCGCUCGACAUCUACGCUGAGGUGCUUAGCAGUGGAUCAAACAACGAGUGCCUCAAGGUACUCGCUGCGCAUUCACCACCUCCUAUCCCACUACCACCACCUGUGACGAUCACGACAAUCAACGUGGUUGUCGUGGCAGUCACCACGUAUGACGGUGGUACCAAUGGCCUAUGGAAUGUAUUACGAGCUGCACCCGGCAUGACGAUGCAUCGCGGUACAAUCGGUGAGCUUACUUGCUCGACCGAUGUGCCUGAUCGUUCUGCAGCCCACGUGCAGACGUUGGGCUUCCCCGUCGACGUCCACGAUGAGGAAGUUGACGGUGAUUCGAGAAGCGAGUACCUCGUGGUACUCGUGCCAGUAUCAUUACCCUGCAUUCCGAUACCACCACCGAUUGGUCACAUCCAGUAUGGUCGCGCAUCGGACUCAGGGAGUGCUGAGCUCGCUGGCGAAUGCGAGUACAUUACAGCUCGGGUUGCGACCACCCUCACUGGUCCCAUCACCAUCAUCCAUGAUGUAUCUGGAGAACUUCACAGUUCUCCGACCUGGGUUGCUAUCAUCAUUCCGGGCUGCAUAACUCCAUUGAGUUAUGUAUGACGAGAGUGGACGGCCAUGCUGCUCACUGACACGAAGUAGCUUGUCGUUGUCUACAGUAUGACACCACCUCGGUCUGGCCUAUUGCUACCACCGUUGUGUGGUAGCAUGUAC